CUCAGUGAGCUUUGACUUUGAACAACCCUUGUUUUUCCAGGCGAUAUCUUAUGAAAGCUUAAAUUAAAUAUCUUAUCACUGGGAAUCCGAAAAUCUAAAAAAAUGUUUGAAACUUUAACGAGAUAUCUGUUUUAUCGAUGUAUCGAGUGUUGUCGUCGUUUUGACAUUUUAUUGAAAGUAGGGGAAAUACAUCCAGUGAAGUCUGGGAAUCCUAAACCUGUUUAUUUUCGAAAAUAUAAGGUUUGUAUGUUUUCUACCAAUUUAUUAGCCAUGACAUCACCUACAAUCUAUCGAAGUGCUGAAUCAGUGUUAAAUGCAUUAAACGCUCAUAAAGCUGAUAAUAUAGAAGCAGUUAAUACACUGAUAGAAGUCUAUAAUAAUGCAUUGAAUGCAUUUAUGGAAGAUGAAAAACAGAAUCCGGUAACCAAUAGACACCCACUGGUAGUACUUGAAGGUUUGGACGGUUGUGGCAAGUCGACUGUUUCUAAAAAAUUAGCAUCAAAGUUACAAGCAGAAAGAUGGUGUACACCUCCUGAAUCUAUCAAAAACAUCCGUCAUCUAUUUGAUGAACAUGCAGUGUUACGAACUGCAUAUUAUGCAUUAGGAAAUUAUAUCGCAGCCCUUGAGUGUUCCAUAUUGUUGAAAAAACAGCCAGUAAUUAUGGACAGAUACUGGCAUUCAACUUCUGCAUAUGCUAUAGCACAAGCAGUGAAUGAUUUUCCUGGAGAAGUAGAAAUACCACCAGAAGGCGACACUUUUUACCACUGGCCAAACGAUUUAUUAAAACCCAAUCUGGUUUUAUUUUUAGAUGUAAAUGAGGAUAAUCGAAUUCAAAGACUUUCAAGAAGGACUGAAAUCACUCUCCAAGAAAAUUUGUUGAGAAACUCACAACAGUUUAGGGAUAACAUCAUCUUAGCAUACAAGAAUAUGGUAAGCCCUCAAGCAAUUUUUGUUGACUCCAAUUUGAAAAUGAAUAAAGUAAUCGCCGCAAUUAAUGAUAAAUUGCAAGACGUACUGAAGUAAGUUAGUUGAGAUUGGAUCAGAAUUUGACUACAUGUUAAAAAAUAAAUUUUAUUGUUAAAAUAAAACUUUAUAAGGA
Zophobas morio is the source of this 1099-nucleotide messenger RNA. RefSeq names its product UMP-CMP kinase 2, mitochondrial-like. The transcript has 5 exons. Gene Ontology annotation, molecular function: nucleoside diphosphate kinase activity; dTMP kinase activity. Gene Ontology annotation, biological process: dUDP biosynthetic process; dTTP biosynthetic process; dTDP biosynthetic process. Bases 103 to 1023 code for a protein of 306 amino acids. Gene Ontology annotation, cellular component: cytoplasm; mitochondrion. Lineage: Eukaryota; Metazoa; Arthropoda; Insecta; Coleoptera; Tenebrionidae. The record is from RefSeq and is a predicted model, not a curated record.